AUGAGCAGUUGCAAUUAUGAACUGAUCAAAGACGGGUGGUUUCGUGAAAUCAACGACAAGAGCUUUCCCGGCCAAGGCCUAGAACUGAAGGUUGAAAAAGUCCUUUAUCACUCGGAAAGUGAGUUCCAAGACAUUUUGGUAUUCCAAAGUGCGACCUAUGGUAAUGUUUUGGUACUCGACGGUAUUGUGCAGGCCACAGAAAGAGAUGAAUUCGCGUACCAAGAAAUGAUAACGCACAUUCCGCUUUACGCACAUCGAAACCCACGCAAUGUUUUGAUCGUCGGAGGCGGUGACGGUGGUGUGCUGCGGGAAGUGGUCAAGCACAGCUGUGUGGACAAAGCUACGUUGGUUGAGAUCGACGAGUCUGUGAUAAAGCUGGCGCAGAAAUACCUCCCAGGCAUGGCGUGUGCUUUCGAAAAUGAAAAAGUUCAAAUCAAGCUCCAGGAUGGGUUCCAGUUUCUUCGGGACGUAGCAGAGAAACCCGAGCAGCGAUACGAUGUAAUCAUCACCGACUCUUCGGACCCGGAGGGUCCUGCGGAAGCGUUUUUCCAAAAAGAGUACUUCCAACUCUUGCACAGCGCACUCAAAGAAGAUGGAGUAGUCAUUGCACAGGCAUCGGAAAACGUUUGGCUCAAUCUGGACUACAUUCGCGACCUGGUGGCCAGCGCCAGCUCCGUGUUCGCUCGCGCGGAGUAUUGUUAUACCACAGUCCCCACAUACACUUCUGGCCAGCUUGGCCUGAUUGUGUGCACCAAAACCGAAAACACAAACUUGAAGCAUGCCGCGCGCCAUCCAAGUGACGGCGAACAAUCUCAGAUGCGGUACUACAACGCACAGAUGCAUUCGGCCUCGUUUGUGCUGCCAACGUGGGCGCACCAACGUAUUUAUAGACCAUAG
This is a messenger RNA of Lachancea meyersii CBS 8951, 897 nucleotides long. Lineage: Eukaryota; Fungi; Ascomycota; Saccharomycetes; Saccharomycetales; Saccharomycetaceae. The record is from the annotation of a GenBank genome assembly.